AAUCAAAAUUUCAAAAAUAAAUUGGCAAUCAUGAUGUACUUGUGAUGUUAUAAUGAACAAAAUACUGUCCAAAUAUAGUAUAUUUUUUGUUGCAUGUUUUGUAUAAAUUUAUAUUUUUUUGAUACUAUUAUAGCAACCUCAAUAAUUAUUUUUUUGGUAUAAUUUCAGUUAAUUUUGAAAUGUAUGAGUAGAGUAUGAAUGGUUGGUAUGAGUGAUUAUAUAUCCAUUGUACAUCUUACCUAUAAAAGUAUAUAAUAUGAUGCACUUAAUUUCUAUUUGUACAAUGGACAAUGCUACUUAUAAAAUUUUUUUUUUUUUUUUUAAAAUACUGUCCAAAUUACAUCAUUAUCGUUAAUCUUUAAUCACAAAGCACUUUCUUAGUAUUCUAUAACCCUUAGAGUAACAAGAGAUGUUUGUAAAACACAUAUGCCCCCCAUGGUGCAAAAUUGAAAAGGGUUAUACACACACAUCAUUUAAUUGAUAGUAGUAUCAUCAAUUCAAAAUAUUGAGCAGACAAUAUCUUCCUAUGUCAAGAGUGAAUUGACCAUGUGACCUAAAUAUUAAUAGGGGUCAUCUUCUCCUUAUGCUGUACCAGUGUACUGUCAAAGAGUUAAAACUUUAAUUAUUUGUCAGGUGUCAAUGUGAAGAUAAAUGGUAGAGUGUAAGAGAGAGAGAAAGUUUUUAAAGUGCAGGUGCAAGGCGCUGGCCGCCUAUGCCUUGUUCCCAGGGGUGUCGUAUGAGUUGGUUAGAGAGGAGAGCGAAUGUUUAUGGUUUGUAAGUUAAUUGGUUCGAAUGAUUUCUGUUUAUUUUGAGUGAUUGGAGUUUGGGAUAUGAAAGAGAAAGUUAAUGAAUUUAUGUCUUUGGUGUGUGAGAUUUAAGGAAGAGGUACCUCGUGAGAGAGGAGGGUCUGAGCCUGACUGUGAACAAGAGAGGACGUCUUUAUAUUGUGUCAAUGUACAUGUUGUAAAUUUGUAAAUAAACUUGUAAAUAGUUAUGAUGCGUUAUAUAACGUUACGAGAGGCGUCCCUGUGACAUUUUGGUGGCAGCGGUGGGAUACAGUGUAUUGGAACGGAGAUAAUUCCAACAGCCAGGAUGCCCAAGAAAAGGCGACAAGGGGCGUUAGACGAAAGCGUUUGUGAACUACCGACUAUUCCAAAUACUAGUCAGAUUUCAUCUUCGUCAACCAUAAUCAAACCAUGUCCGUUCUUUGGAAAUUUGGAUGAAGAUUUCGACGCAUGGAUAAAGAACUUUGACAGAAUUGCAAAGGCUAAUGGCUGGUCGAAAGAGAAAAGAUGUAUUACAAUACCUGCCUUCCUCAGGGACAGAGCCGCUGAGCACUAUGAAUCUCUAAAAGAAGACGCAAAGGACGAUUAUGACAUCCUAUGUGAAUCCCUCCGAGAGAGAUUCAUACCUAAGGAGCUACAGACUCUUUACUACUCAAACCUGUUUGGAUGCAAACAGAAAGACCAACAAUCUGUUGACGAUUAUGCAUCGGAGAUAACAAAGUUGACAUCAAGAGCUUAUGUGGAGAUGCCAAAGAGACAAAAAGAAAUAUUAACCAAAGAACAUUUCGUUCAAGGUCUCAAUCCUGACCUCAAAAGGUUUGUGCUAAUGUCAAAUCCAAAGACUUUUGAGGAGGCAUUCAGACACGCAAAGAGGGAGGAAUGUCAUAACGCCCUCACAAGACCACAAGCCAGGACCAUGGCAGCCGCCUGUGAGGAAGACCGAACUUUGAGGCUCGAAAAAUCUGUUGAGGAACUCGCUGUGCAACUAAGUGCGAUGGCUACCAACCUAAACCACAUAACAUCCCCCACCAACUUUAAUCGAGGAAACCGCAACCAGAGUAACCGAGGAUUCAGACGUGGGAGAGACCGCGGGACACGCCCUAAUGCGCAACCUUGAUCCGAUAGGAAUCUACGAACUACGGACGGUCGACCGAUCUGCAAUUUUUGCAUGAAGGUCGGACAUAUCGAGUUUGCGUGCCAUGAAAAGAGAACGGAAAACUAAAGUCUGCCUCUUUGAAAGGAGGCAAGGAGGCAGAAGCAUGUUUUGAAAAACCUCCCUUAGCGAGUGACCGGAGUGAAAAUUGUGUCCAAGUUCCAAAAGAAGCCGCCAAUGAUGUUCGUGUGAAUCCAUGGGAAGAUGAGUCUUGUGUCGCCAAGUCUCUGAGUGUCGUUUUGUGUCAGCUAAAUCCAAAUUUUGUGUCGCCAAAAUUCAGGGAUUAAUCAACGGGAAACUUGCGGCGAUGUUAGUGGACACCGGGUCAAGUGUGACCAUUGUAAGCGAAACUAUGGCUAAGGGAUGUGCGCUAUCUCCAAGCGGAGCUGUUACUGUAUCGUCAGCAACAGGCGACUCUAUUCAAAUUAUUGGAAAAUGUGACUUUCAGUUUAGAAUUGGCCUGAAAAUUUCUAUUACGUAUACUGCUUUUGUGUCUAGAAACUUUCCUUAUGAUUGUAUUUUAGGCCUAGACAUUUUGAAAGACUGUGCAUGUUUUAUUGAUGUAGCCAAUGAUUCCUUGUAUAUAAAUGGCGAGAGAGUGUCAUUUAGCUCUGAUGUGAGUUCACUUAACGAGAGUGUGCAAGAUGCUUGUGGAUAUGAGAGUUUGAACGGAAUUGAGAUCAGUGAGAGUGUUGAUGCUGAUGAGAAAAAUACAGGUUCUUUUCAUGUAUCUAAUACUUUAGAUGAGCUAGAGUGUUCGCAAAUUAAUGAAGUGUUAGGGAAGUGUUAGACAUAAUGCGCUCGCGCAACCCAUCAAAUAGACUGGAAAAACAUUAUUAUGUACAAUUUGAAAAUGGAAAUACACAAUGGGUAAACGAGGACAUUAUUAAGGACUUUCAGAUUGUACAAGAUUUUAUUCAGUCAAAGUGAUAUUUUGUACUAUAAUGACUUUCGUUAUUAUGAACAUGCAUGGUUAAAUGUGCGAUAAGAAAAAAAAAAAAGAGAAAGAAAAAAAAAUAUGUAAGAUAUAGAAAAUGAAAAAAAAAAAUGAAAAGUGUAUAAAUGUAUAAGUAGAUGUCCAUGCUUUGUAAAUGUUCUUGUGUGCUUGUUAGGUGGUUUAAAAUAACUGUUUUAAUUGCUUUCAUAUUAUCUUGCCAUUGUAUAUAUUGAUAGAGUUAUGAUUUGAAAAUUGGUGUGUCGGGACGCCACACUUAAGGGGGAUGGUUUGUCAAAGAGUUAAAACUUUAAUUAUUUGUCAGGUGUCAAUGUGAAGAUGAAUGGUAGAGUGUAAGAGAGAGAGAAAGUUUUUGAAGUGCAGGUGCAAGGCGCUGGCCGCCUAUGCCUUGUUCCCAGGGGUGUCG
This is a messenger RNA of Ostrea edulis (European flat oyster), 3299 nucleotides long. RefSeq lists its product as uncharacterized. The record is from RefSeq and is a predicted model, not a curated record. Lineage: Eukaryota; Metazoa; Mollusca; Bivalvia; Ostreida; Ostreidae. The transcript has 2 exons. The coding region runs from base 1093 to 1902 and encodes 269 amino acids.